Messenger RNA from Truncatella angustata, 603 nucleotides. Its product is annotated as GTP-binding protein rho2. Gene Ontology annotation, molecular function: GTPase activity; GTP binding. The record is from RefSeq and is a predicted model, not a curated record. The transcript is spliced from 5 exons. The coding region runs from base 1 to 603 and encodes 200 amino acids. Gene Ontology annotation, biological process: small GTPase-mediated signal transduction. NCBI's taxonomy places the organism in Eukaryota, Fungi, Ascomycota, Sordariomycetes, Amphisphaeriales, Sporocadaceae.
AUGGCGAACGCGAACCCCGGCAAUGUCAUUAGGAGGAAGCUGGUCAUCAUUGGCGAUGGCGCCUGCGGCAAGACUUCGCUGUUGAGCGUCUUUACGUUAGGGUACUUCCCGACACACUACAUCCCCACAGUAUUCGAGAACUACGUUACAGAUUGCAGGGUAGACGGCAAAUCCGUACAAUUAGCACUAUGGGAUACCGCUGGCCAGGAAGAUUACGAGCGGCUGCGACCACUCGCCUAUGCGAAGGCACAUGUCAUACUAAUAGGAUUCUCGAUUGACUCGCCGGAUUCACUGGACAACGUGAAGCAUAAGUGGAUAGAAGAGGCAACGGAACGAUGUCCCGGCGUACCGCUCAUACUUGUGGGAUUGAAGAAGGAUCUGCGAGACGACCCAGUAGCGAUCGAGGAGAUGCGCAAGAAGAGCCUCAAGUUCGUCACACAACGGCAAGGCGAGGCUAUUGCACAAGAGGUCGGAGCCAGAAAAUAUCUCGAGUGUUCUAGUUUGAGCGGCGAAGGUGUAGAUGAUGUGUUCGAGGCGGCCACGAGGGCUGCACUGCUCACUUUUGAGAAGGGCGAAGGUGGUGGGUGCUGUGUCAUUCUAUGA